UUCCGCCGCCAUCUUGGGCCCUGCUCCCCGCACAAAAUGCCCGGCGAAGCGACAGAAACCGUCCCGGCCACUGAGCAGGAGCUGCCGCAGCCGCAGGCUGAGACAGGGUCCGGAACAGAAUCUGACAGUGACGAAUCCGUACCAGAGCUCGAGGAGCAGGACUCCACGCAGGCCACGACGCAGCAGGCGCAGCUCGCAGCAGCAGCUGAAAUAGAUGAGGAACCUGUGAGCAAAGCAAAACAGAGCCGGAGUGAAAAGAAAGCUCGGAAGGCCAUGUCUAAGCUGGGCCUUCGCCAGGUGACAGGAGUGACCAGAGUCACCAUCCGGAAAUCCAAGAACAUUCUCUUUGUCAUCACAAAGCCAGACGUGUACAAGAGCCCAGCCUCAGACACCUACAUAGUCUUUGGGGAGGCAAAGAUCGAAGACCUGUCCCAGCAGGCCCAGCUGGCAGCCGCCGAGAAGUUCAAAGUGCAAGGAGAGGCUGUUUCAAACAUCCAGGAGAACACACAGACCCCCACUGUGCAGGAGGAGAGUGAGGAAGAGGAGGUCGAUGAAACUGGAGUGGAAGUGAAAGACAUCGAGCUUGUGAUGUCCCAGGCCAACGUGUCCCGGGCCAAGGCUGUCCGCGCGCUGAAGAACAACAGCAACGACAUCGUAAAUGCCAUCAUGGAGUUGACGAUGUAGCUGCCAGAGGAAGAAAGCUUUUUGCGUGUUUCAGAGCGGAGUAAAAUGCAACUAAAUUUAAAAUUUGUACUAUUUCUAUCCAUUAGUAAAAGUUGUGGCUUAUUGU
Messenger RNA from Indicator indicator, 790 nucleotides. It is a transcript of the gene NACA, whose product is annotated as nascent polypeptide associated complex subunit alpha. Gene Ontology annotation, cellular component: nascent polypeptide-associated complex; cytoplasm. NCBI's taxonomy places the organism in Eukaryota, Metazoa, Chordata, Aves, Piciformes, Indicatoridae. The record is from RefSeq and is a predicted model, not a curated record. The coding region runs from base 37 to 684 and encodes 215 amino acids. Gene Ontology annotation, biological process: protein targeting to membrane. The transcript has 8 exons.